AAGGAAGUAGAAACUGCGCAUGCGUGUGACGUUUGGUAAUGUUCUUCUCGCGAGAUCUCGGAAGUUGACAUGGCGGUCCUCCUUGAAACUACCCUCGGGGAUGUUGUGAUUGAUUUAUUCACAGAAGAAAGGCCGAAAGCUUGCCUCAACUUUCUGAAAUUAUGCAAGAUAAAAUACUACAACUACUGCCUUAUCCACAAUGUGCAGAGAGAUUUCAUCAUCCAAACUGGGGACCCCACUGGGACAGGUAGAGGUGGAGAGUCAGUCUACUGCAAACUGUAUGGGGACCAGGCCCGUUUUUUCGAUGCAGAGAAAACACCACGUAUUAAACACAGAAAAAAGGGGACAGUGUCUAUGGUCAACAACGGGAGUGACCAGCAUGGUUCACAGUUUCUUAUUACCACUGGUGAUAAUCUGGAUUACCUCGAUGGUGUGCACACGGUUUUUGGGGAAGUGUCAGAAGGAUUGGAUAUUGUGGCUAAAAUCAACGAGACGUUUGUUGACACCGACUUUGUCCCAUUUCAGGACAUCAGAAUAAACCACACUAUGAUCCUUGAUGACCCAUUUGAUGAUCCUCCAGAUCUCCCAGUGCCUGAUCGGUCUCCCGAUCCCACCAAAAAGCAGCUCGAUAGUGGCCGGAUAGGAGCAGAUGAAGUCAUAGACGAUGCAGAUGGGAAAGCAGCUGAAGAAGUGGAGGAGAGGCUUCAGGAGAAAGAAGCCAAAACUCGUGCCAUCCUUUUGGAAAUGGUGGGCGACCUCCCUGAUGCAGAUGUAAAGCCUCCAGAGAAUGUGCUGUUUGUGUGCAAACUGAACCCAGUGACCACAGAUGAGGACCUAGAAAUAAUUUUUUCUCGCUUUGGACACAUCAAAAGCUGUGAAAUCAUUCGUGACUGGAAGACAGGAGAUUCCCUCUGUUAUGCUUUCAUUGAAUUUGAAAAGCAAGAAGACUGCGAAAAGGCUUACUUCAAAAUGGAUAAUGUGCUAAUAGAUGAUCGACGCAUUCAUGUCGACUUCAGCCAGUCUGUGUCAAAGAUCAAAUGGAAAGGGAAAGGUGGAAAGUACACCAAAGAAGACUUCAAGUCUUAUGAAAAUGACUUGGAGAAGCGAUCCAAACUGACUCUGAAAGAUCGGAUCAAGCCCAAACAAGAUUCCCGAUAUGACCUAGUGUUGGAGGAAGAGGAGGAGCCGGGACGACAUCGCUCUGAGAAAAAACACAAGAAUAAAAGACAUCACCACCAUUCUCAUCAUUCCGAUGCAAAGGGAAGCAAGAAGUCCAAAACACAUAAGGGGGCACUCGAGCAGAAAAGAUCAGAGACUGGUGGAAUAUAUGUGCCAAGGAAGUCGCUUUUACUGGAUGACAAAGUCAGCCGACAGGACUGGAAGUCAGGCCGGCAGCGCUCCCACUCACGUUCCCGCUCCAGAGACAGGGACCACAAAAAUGCCAAGUCUCAGGAGGGCCAAGCCAGAAGACAAAGGAGUCGCAGUCGUUCCCCCAGGAAGUCCAAGGACAAGGACCGAAGCAGAUACAGAUGAGCCUGUUUCAUCUGUCCUCAUAAUAGAGCAGUGAAAACUGUUCUACUGCCACCUCUUUGUCAUAUUGUCAGGAAUAAUGAACACACUUGAUAUCAGUAAAUAAAGUAAUUCAGA
Molecule: messenger RNA, 1647 nt
Organism: Syngnathoides biaculeatus (alligator pipefish)
Lineage: Eukaryota; Metazoa; Chordata; Actinopteri; Syngnathiformes; Syngnathidae
Gene: ppil4
Product: peptidylprolyl isomerase (cyclophilin)-like 4
Exons: 14
Coding region: 70-1533 (487 amino acids)
Biological process (GO): protein peptidyl-prolyl isomerization
Cellular component (GO): nucleus
Molecular function (GO): RNA binding; peptidyl-prolyl cis-trans isomerase activity
Source: RefSeq, a predicted model, not a curated record